AACUCAUCAAGCGGAUUCGCGCAUUGACAUUCAAAUUAUUACCCGUCCAAGUCGAAAUAGACACACUCUCAGACCCAACAUCUAGAGUUAUUACUCCCAAGGUCAUCAGUGCGUACGCCAAGGCCGCGGGAGACUUCGGGGAGGCGGAUGCGAACCACAAUGCGGCGGAUUACGAUGAACACAUGGGGAGAGCUAUUGCCUGUGAGGUCUUGGCUCGUCGUAUUGUUCAUAAUGCCCCACCGGAGCGUCUCAACUCGAUCAUGUCAACACGGUUCCGACAUGAAGAAUGGGACGGAGAUGAAAGCAACUUGAGCUCUGCAUUGGAACUGGCCAUUGAUUCGCACUGCACCAUAUUUCUUUCUUCAAAUGAAGCGCAAUUUGGCAAGUCAAUUCUGAACACGCGAACUGACCGUCUUCCAGGCGAUUGGGUUCAGAAAAACAAUCCAGAUCAUGACAUUGAUUAUGUCUCAUAUAAGGAAGUGGAAGACAAGACUUGGUGGAGACAUAUAGAUCCUUCACGAUUGUCUGUCCCUCGGUACCAAAACACUUUCCGAAUCCUCAUUUGGGUCUUUUUCCUGUUCAUCUACUCUCAAGCUG
Molecule: messenger RNA, 597 nt
Organism: Acaulospora colombiana
Lineage: Eukaryota; Fungi; Glomeromycota; Glomeromycetes; Diversisporales; Acaulosporaceae
Source: the annotation of a GenBank genome assembly